This is a messenger RNA of Lotus japonicus, 462 nucleotides long. RefSeq lists its product as uncharacterized. Gene Ontology annotation, molecular function: RNA-DNA hybrid ribonuclease activity; nucleic acid binding. The record is from RefSeq and is a predicted model, not a curated record. Bases 1 to 462 code for a protein of 153 amino acids. NCBI's taxonomy places the organism in Eukaryota, Viridiplantae, Streptophyta, Magnoliopsida, Fabales, Fabaceae. The transcript has a single exon.
AUGGGAAGUGUCUUAUUUAGAGAUGAAAGAGGAGACCUCACCUUUGGAGCCACCAAGCGGUUCUACACAACCAAGCCUAUCCUAGCUGAAGCUUUAGCUCUUCGUGAAGCAGUUCUUACAGCCUCAAACAUGCAGAUUGGAAAAAUUAUUUUUGAAUCAGACAACCUUCAAUUGGUGGAAGCUUGCUUAAGGAGAAAAACAGUAGGGGUAAUUCAAAAUAUAGUGGAAGAUAUACUCACUUGGAAGAGGAAUUUCCCCAAUUGGGGUUUCACCUGGACGGGGAGAUCAGGAAACCAGAGUGCUCAUGCCUUAGCUCGCUUGGCACUCCAUAACUCACUACCUCCUUCUUGGUUUUGGAAGCCUCCUGAUGAUUUGAGAGCUGCCUUGAGUCUGGACAAGCAACGAUCUCAAGUGUAUAGAGUAAGGGGAAGAGCAGUUCAAGAUGGUAGAAGAAGAGCUUGA